Molecule: messenger RNA, 1980 nt
Organism: Gadus chalcogrammus (walleye pollock)
Lineage: Eukaryota; Metazoa; Chordata; Actinopteri; Gadiformes; Gadidae
Gene: calua
Product: calumenin a
Exons: 7
Coding region: 127-1071 (314 amino acids)
Cellular component (GO): endoplasmic reticulum
Molecular function (GO): calcium ion binding
Source: RefSeq, a predicted model, not a curated record
UGAAAGGAAACGGGACGGUGAUGCUGGGGUGUGAUUUUUCGGACUCCUGAGGAAUAAGAGCUGCUUGUUUUUGCCUUUAUUAAAGGCACUUUCCUCUUCAACGUCGCACCCUGACCCUCCAACAGUAUGAUCAGGCCUCUGUUGAUGUGCUUCGCGCUGUGCGUGGUCUACGCCACCAGCAAGCCCACAGAGAAGAAGGAGCGGGUCCACCACGAGGAGCCCCUCAGCAGCCGUGAGCACAACGACGCAGACGGCUUCGAGUACGACCACGAAGCCUUCCUGGGUCGCGAGGAGGCCAAGACCUUCGAUGACCUCACGCCACAGGAGAGCAAACGGAGGCUUGGUGUGAUUGUGGAUAAGAUUGACGGCAACAAAGACGGCUAUGUCACCGAGGAGGAGCUGAAUGUGUGGAUCAAGAAGGCGCAGAAGAGGUACAUCUACGACAACGUGGACCGCCAGUGGAAGGACUUUGACAUGAACGUCGAUGGCAAGAUCACCUGGGAAGAGUAUAAGAACGUCACCUACGGCACCUAUCUUGACGACCCAGAACCGGAUGAGGGCUACAACUACCAGCACAUGAUGGCGAGGGAUGAGAGGCGCUUUAAAAUAGCAGACAAGAACGGCGACCUCAUCGCGGACAAGGAGGAGUUCACCGCCUUCCUCCACCCCGAGGACUACGACCACAUGAAAGAAAUCGUGGUUCAGGAAACAUUGGAAGACAUCGAUAAAAAUGGCGACGGCUUCAUCGACCUGAAAGAGUACAUUGGUGACAUGUACACCCACGACGAGGAGAUGGCGGAACCAGACUGGGUGGCGUCGGAGCGCGAGCAGUUCGCUGAGUUCCGCGACAAGAACAAGGACGGCAAGAUGGACCGAGAGGAGACCAUGGACUGGAUCUUGCCCUCCGACUACGACCACGCAGAGGCCGAGGCCAAACACCUGGUCCACGAGUCGGAUACCAAUAAGGAUGGAAAGCUGUCCAAGGAAGAAGUCCUGAACAAAUACGACCUGUUUGUCGGAAGCCAGGCGACAGACUUUGGGGAGGCCCUGACACGACAUGACGAGUUCUAGAGUUGUCACUUUUGAAAGAAAGAAUCAUCACUAUUACGCAUGUUUUGUCUGAAAUGAUAUAAUUUAUUUGGUAUACAAUUCGACUGGACUACUUUAAAAACACCGUGUUCAGCUGGUCGCAUAAAAAGGCAAUUUGUUGGUGUGUUUACAUUCUUCUGUCCAAAAAAUGCUUCCCACCGUGGGCUACUAACAUGUGAAAAAGAAUUAGUCCCGAUUGGCCGAGUUUAGUCCUGCUUGAAAUUGUAUUAGACUUGUCUUGAUGCAAUCUGGUUUUAUAUGUAUAACAAAGAUGUCCUUAUUUCCUAGGAAUUUAAAAUGAUUUAAAUCAUGGUGCUGCAUAGAGCUUUGUCGAUUAAAACAUCACGGCCCUUUGCAUUUGUAAUUUCAGUGUGUGCCUUUUUUUAAAUGUUGUUGCCAUUUUAACGUAACUUCCAUGUUGAUUUUUUUAUUACUCCUAAUACUAUCACUUCCUUCUGAUCCCCUUCAUGGUUGUAUUGUAAUAUGGGCACUUUCACUUUCCCUCCCACACUCUACUGUUAGAUUGUGGUGUCCCACCGCUAUGACCACAUCAUUGAACGUCCACCCCUGCACGAUGUAGAUAUGUAAUGCCAUUCAGCCAUUGGUCAAUCAAGGAGAAACGUACUCAUUUCUGUUACUGAACCCAGAAGAAUUGUACAUUGUACCUUUUUAUUUCUGAUCAGGGGGUAAAAGAGCAGGAAACGGUGGUUUCAGCUUCAUGGAAUACCAAUUGUACAUUUCUUUAUUUGAGAUGUAUAUUAUUGACACUAAGCUUAAACUCCUUAGAUCUAUACACAGAGACCAAUCUAAUGGUGAUUAUCUGUACUAAAGUAAAUGCUGUAUUUUGACAUUGCAGACUGUUUCUAAAUAAAAUAAAUACAACAUUGACCA